CCAGACGCCUCAGACCUCUCCAUCGCAAAAACCUAAAUCUCAAUUCAAUUCAAUUCAAUGGCACCAAAGGCAGGAAAGAAACCCGCAGAGAAGAAGCCCGCGGCGGCAGAGAAGCCGGCGGAGGAGGUAGCGGAGAAGGGCCCGGCGGAGAAGAAACCCAAGGCGGGGAAGAAGCUGCCGAAGGAAGCCAUCGGCGCGACGGACAAGAAGAAGAAGCGGAGCAAGAAGAGCAUCGAGACGUACAAGAUCUACAUCUUCAAGGUCCUGAAGCAGGUCCACCCUGACAUCGGGAUCUCGAGCAAGGCCAUGGGGAUCAUGAACAGCUUCAUCAACGACAUCUUCGAGAAGCUCGCCCAGGAGGCCUCCAAGCUCGCGAGGUACAACAAGAAGCCCACGAUCACCUCCCGCGAGAUCCAGACCGCUGUGAGGCUCGUUCUCCCCGGUGAGCUCGCUAAGCACGCCGUCUCUGAAGGAACCAAGGCCGUUACUAAGUUUACUAGCUCUUGAAUAAUGAAGUUGUGUUUUUUUUUUUUUUCUAAUUUGGUUUGUAAUUGUUGAAAAACAUAUAUCAUCUGGUGUUAAAUCGUCUCUUUUGGAAGCAGAAUCUCAAUAUAACACGUUGGUUAUUGAAUCUUA
Brassica rapa (field mustard) is the source of this 636-nucleotide messenger RNA. Its product is annotated as histone H2B.3. Gene Ontology annotation, molecular function: protein heterodimerization activity; DNA binding; structural constituent of chromatin. Gene Ontology annotation, cellular component: nucleosome. The record is from RefSeq and is a predicted model, not a curated record. NCBI's taxonomy places the organism in Eukaryota, Viridiplantae, Streptophyta, Magnoliopsida, Brassicales, Brassicaceae.